Molecule: messenger RNA, 5400 nt
Organism: Globicephala melas (long-finned pilot whale)
Lineage: Eukaryota; Metazoa; Chordata; Mammalia; Artiodactyla; Delphinidae
Gene: NIPAL3
Product: NIPA like domain containing 3
Biological process (GO): magnesium ion transport
Cellular component (GO): membrane
Molecular function (GO): magnesium ion transmembrane transporter activity
Source: RefSeq, a predicted model, not a curated record
UGAAAGCAAAACACUGCAGCACUCGGGCAGCUCUGGGUUGGGGAAGGAAUCUGGGAGGCUGUGCCUCCGGGUUGCGCGAAGAGUCUAAGUCAUUGCUCAGAAACCUCUGAUAGGUGGGCCUUAGCGGAAACGCCGCCGGCCAUGAUGCCUCAGAGGCCUGGGUUUCCUGAGGCAGAGAGGGAAGCUGCUUUUUCAAAGCGAAUUAAAUGAGAGUAACCACAGACGCUACAAAGGAGGGCAAAAACAGAAACCCACCUGGAGGAACCAGCUGAUGCAAAGGAGAGCACCGCGAGAAUCAGGAAACGCAUCCCUGUCUGUGUGCCUGGGAAGAGACCUAGAAACUGGCACGUCUCUGAGGGAAGAGGAGGAAAAGGCUGUAAAUUGGCCAAAAGAGCCUUGAAGUACUUCUUCCGCGUGGGAAAGUGAUGGCUGGUGGAAGGAGGCGAACCCCGCAAGGAAAGAUGGCUUAGCAGCAGCUGCAGCUGCCAAACCAGGCCCGGUGGGAUGUGCCCUUAGACCACCAUGGACGGAGCCCACAGAGCAGCCCUGCAGCUGCAGCAGCUCCCGCCCGCGAGCAGUGCUGACCCUGUGAGUGAGGCUUCCUUCUCCUACAAGGAAAACUUGAUCGGUGCCCUCUUGGCGAUUUUCGGACACCUUGUGGUCAGCAUUGCACUUAACCUCCAGAAGUACUGUCACAUCCGCCUCGCGGGCUCCAAGGACCCUCGGGCCUAUUUCAAGACCAAGACAUGGUGGCUGGGCCUGUUCCUGAUGCUGCUGGGCGAGCUGGGCGUGUUUGCCUCCUACGCCUUCGCCCCGCUCUCGCUGAUUGUGCCUCUCAGCGCCGUCUCUGUGAUAGCCAGCGCCAUCAUAGGAAUCAUAUUCAUCAAAGAAAAAUGGAAACCUAAAGACUUUCUGAGGCGCUACAUCUUAUCCUUCGUUGGCUGCGGUCUGGCCAUCGUGGGCACCUACUUGCUGGUGACAUUCGCACCCAACAGUCACGAGAAGAUGACAGGCGAGAACAUCAUCAGACAUCUUGUGAGCUGGCCUUUUCUCCUGUACAUGCUCGUGGAGAUCAUUCUCUUCUGCUUGCUGCUGUACUUCUACAAGGAGAGGAACGCCAACAACAUUGUUGUGAUUCUCCUCUUGGUGGCGUUACUUGGCUCAAUGACCGUGGUGACGGUGAAGGCUGUGGCCGGGAUGCUCGUCUUGUCCAUACAGGGGAACCUGCAGCUCGACUACCCCAUCUUCUACGUGAUGCUCGUGUGCAUGGUGGCGACUGCUAUCUAUCAAGCCGCGUUUUUAGGUCAGGCCUCACAGAUGUACGACUCCUCUCUGAUUGCCAGCGUGGGCUACAUUCUAUCCACUACCGUGGCUAUCACAGCAGGCGCCAUCUUCUACCUGGACUUCCUCGGGGAGGACGUGCUGCACGUCUGCAUGUUUGCACUGGGGUGCCUCAUCGCAUUCUUGGGCGUCUUCUUGAUCACACGUAACAGGAAGAAGGCCAUUCCCUUUGAGCCCUACAUUUCCAUGGAUGCCAUGCCAGGUAUGCAAAACAUGCAUGACAAAGGGAUGACCGUCCAGCCUGACCUCAAAGCUUCUUUUUCCUACGGGGCCCUGGAAAACAAUGACAACAUUUCUGAGAUCUACGCUCCCGCCACGCUGCCCAUCAUGCAGGAAGAACACGGCUCUAGAAGCGCCUCUGGGGUUCCCUAUCGCGUCCUGGAACACACCAAGAAGGAGUGAGCCCACCUUGAAGGAGACUCACCUCCUCUCCAUUUACAGCUGCUCAAGCCAUGCUGAUAGCGGUUCAACCCUUAAUUCUAAAACUUGCCUUUCAAGUCUUAUUUUUUUAAUCCAAGAACUCUGUGGACGGGGAUCUUGAAAAGCCUUCGUCUCUGGCAAAGGGCAGAUUAUCUUGGUCCUGGAAGUUUCAGAUGAUGAGGGUGGGGCUGGGGUGGGGGCCUGAAAGCAGUAUUCUAGGUGGGCAGUACAGAGCUCAGCCUCUGCCUGAUUUAGCCCAAUGAGAUUUGGAAAGCCGUUGUCAUCCUUGAGGAUGGGAACUGGGUUUCCCCAGUCAGUGACCAAAGGUGGCCACAUUCUUUAGAGCUAAAGCAAGGCAGAGAUUCUGCCCUUAUACUUUCCAAAUCCAUUGAAAGGCUGGAAACCUCCAAAUCUAGUCUUCCCUCACCUUAUGUGCAGGCCUGAUCUCUACCCACCUCCCUCUUGAUUCUGUACUUGAGAUAAGCUUUGUGUCGCCUUCACACGGCAUGGUGAACCAGCCCUGGGUGUAACAUCCUGUCACUUGCCUGUAGGAAAUGCACAUCUGCUUUCUGAUGGUCUGUGCCGCCCCAGUGAGGGUGUGCUUGAUGUGUUUAUACUGGGUCCACUCUGAAAACGAAUUUGGUUUUGGUUCUGUGAAUUACUUGGUUGCUUUCUUUCCCCUCAAAGGAACUGAGAAGUUAAGAGAAGAAGGGGAAGAAUAAGAAAGACAGGAGCAGGGGUCAUGAGCCUUCAGCCCAUAAAGGGAGAAAAAUCCCUUUUCAUUUUGCAAGAGGUGAUUGCAUCACCUAUAAAGGACAGACAGACAAUCUGGCUGUUGUAUGUGUAUUUUCCUGCACACCAGGGUCCUCUGGGAAAACCAGGGGUGCUCAUUUCAGAGACAGCCUCACUCAACUCUCCUCUCUCCUCUCCCUUAUAGAUUGACGGACCAAGCUUGAGUCAUUGGUUAACUUCCUUGGGGUCGAUAGACUCUUUGGGUCCUCAUCCCCAUGCACGUACAUCUGGAAGAAGUAGGCAUUCUCAGAAAUGGGGCUGCUGCUGGCUGGCUGGCUGGCUGCGUACACGAUUGUCUUCCCCUAGACUGACUGUGUGCUUUUGAGAAUGGCAGGUAAAGGUCUGCAAACUUUAAUGAAAAUAAGGAUCCCCUAGGGAGUUUAUUUAACAUACAGAUUCCUCCACCCCAACCACAGGUACUCUGAUUGAGUGGGACUGGGACCGGGCCCAAGAGUCUGCAUUCUUAACUGGCAGCACAGGUGAUCCUGAGGCAGGUAAUCCUGCCUGUAUCACACACCUUGAAAACCUAAUAACUGAGAGAGACAGUCUGCUGAAACCCUGACACACCCCUGCUGGAAGGUUGGAAUUACCAUUCCUUGUCUCCUCUUGGGGGUUCAUUUGGCAGGCCGAAUAUUCCCUGUAGGAUCCAGGGCAUUUCUGCAUCCAGUGAUUACUUCUUAGAACUACACUUCCUGCUUCCCUAGGCGGCCUUGAGCUAACUGGCAAGAUAACAGUGUUAACAGACCCGUGUUGAUAGAUCAUUAACCUUUAUGGAUUUGCUUCAUACUGAUUUGAUUUAGUACCUUGACUUCAAAACUGAUAUGUUGCCUGUGAUAACCACUUCUGCAUUGUGUCUUACAUGCCUAAGAAGGCAACAGACGAUGACUUCUUUUUCCUUUAGAAUAGGUAUCAAAACAGUAUUUAUGAGGCACUUACUAUGUGUUAAGCAUUUGGACAGUGAGGGCUGCGAGUAAUAAGACCUGGUUUCUGCACUCCAAGCCAGCCGUGAGAGACCUGGUCAACUAUGACAGGGCGGGCCGAGUCAACUAUGACAGGGCGGGCCGAGUGCAAUAGCGGACCACAGAAAAUGACGGUGAUGGAGGUCCUGCUAAAGGUCAGGCCCUGAGCCCGGAACUGGGUAUUCAGAAGUGGAGAUGAUUUAGGCUCCACUCAUGGAUGGGUGGCAAAUCUAGCUAAGAUUUGGGCAAAGCAUAGAAAGUAGGGUGAUCACCCCCAGGCAGAGGGGCCAGCAUUUGCAAAGACACAGAGAUGGGUUGAGGCGGGUGGCAAAGGAAGAGCCGGGGUAGGUAAUGGGAAAUGAGCCUGGAAGGAUAAGCAGUGGAGGUAGAAUCAUGGAGGGACUGGAAGGCCUGGCCGAGGAGUUUAAACAUAUCCUAGAGAACAUGGGAGCCAUUGAUGGUUCAUGAGGAAAAGAGUGGCAGGAUCCGCACUGAUUGGAAAGGAGGCCCUAUGCAGUUCGGAGGAAGACUCUGAAGGGGUAAUAAAACUCACUUUUCAAGGUCAGGCUGCACAGCUGCAGGAACAAAACACAAAAGGGGAAUUAAAAUCCAAUUUCGCUGCUAUUCACAUUUUCCCAGUGAUGUUUCUAAUGUGGGCCGGGAGUGGGUGUGAGGGCAGAGUGGAUAAAGGGAAGGUGAGCCGGGAGGCCAUUUAAAUGUGUCAAACCCAGGUGAUCAUUUGGUAUCUUAUGUGCUCCCAGCCUUACUCUGCCCCCUUCCCUUGGUUUUGUGUUGGGUCUUUUAACCUGGAGUCAGGCAACAGUGAUGAAUGGAUGAAAGCACACUGUAAUCUCAGGUCAGCUGACGAUCAUGGGUUCAGUGCCACCCAGGAGCUGCCUUCAGGUUUGGGGCAACAGCGCCAUCCCGUGAGGCUGAGUACAGGAAGGUUGCACAGAGUUGCAUGGUGGCUGCGGAGUGGAAGCCAGAGUAGGUCACCUGGGUCCCGGGAAGAACGGCUGAUGUGGCGCCAUGGUCCCCAGAAUUCUGACUCUGUCUUGGGCUGGCAUCUCCCAGUCUUUGUCCCUGAGUGUAAAUGGACGGUUUGCUGGUGGCAGAUAAGCAGCACUUGCUGUUAGGGUGGGGCACAAGGACAUCAGCUUUCCACUCACAGCCCUGACUCUUUAUUUUCUCAUGGCUCUCACGUCGCCAAGCCCUCUCGAAGGCUCCAGGCAACAAUACAUAUCCUGCCGCCAUCUCCCUUCUCACAGCAAGGUCACCAAACUUGGGUUUCAGCUUUCCACUUGUUCUCUGGCUUCCUCUCCCCACCCCACUCUGUUCCCCUCUUCUAAAGGCUGGGAUUCUGGGGUCCCUAAUCAGACAUUAAAAGCAGUUCUUCACAGAUGGGUGCCUGCAGCUUUUGAAGGGACCUAAGCCCCAUUCCACCCGCCCCCAGCCCUCCCACGAAGCCGCAGGUCUGACGUGCCAUCACGUGAAGUCUCAGAUCGCGCGAGGGUUUUGCAGGAUGGAGUUGAACACUGGGUAGGCAAGGGAGGAUUGACAUCUCCAUUGCUCUUCUGGUGGAAAUGAGGCGGCUUGAUGGUACAGUGUGGAGACAAGAUGUCCCUCAGGGUAGUGUUGGGGAAUCUCCAACCCUCAGCCUUGUGAAUUCCAAAUCUGGUCCAACACUGGCUGACAGGCAAAAAAUUUUACUGUGUGUUUCUCUGAGAAGCUGUGUAAAUCAUGUCACCUUAGGAUAUAUUCUAUGUGGAAGCCCACAUUUUGUUGAUUUAGUGACUAAAGUAUGGCAUGUCUUAUUUUUCAAAAAAAUGUAUGUGCUAUGUGCAAAUAGCAUUAUGAAGUGGUAUUUAAUUAAAGAAAAUCCAUGUGA